This is a messenger RNA of Mustela lutreola (European mink), 7558 nucleotides long. It is a transcript of the gene KIF2A, whose product is annotated as kinesin family member 2A. The transcript has 21 exons. Bases 65 to 2299 code for a protein of 744 amino acids. Gene Ontology annotation, molecular function: ATP binding; microtubule motor activity; microtubule binding. NCBI's taxonomy places the organism in Eukaryota, Metazoa, Chordata, Mammalia, Carnivora, Mustelidae. Gene Ontology annotation, biological process: microtubule-based movement. The record is from RefSeq and is a predicted model, not a curated record.
UCCCCGCCUUUUCCGCCCUCCCGUCCCCCUCCCUCGGCCCGCCGCCGCUGCUCCAGAUGAGGUGAUGGCAACGGCCAACUUCGGCAAGAUCCAGAUCGGGAUUUACGUGGAGAUCAAGCGGAGCGAUGGCCGAAUACAUCAAGCAAUGGUAACGUCUUUAAAUGAAGAUAAUGAAAGUGUAACUGUUGAAUGGAUAGAAAAUGGAGAUACAAAAGGCAAAGAGAUUGACCUUGAGAGCAUCUUUUCACUUAACCCUGAUCUUGUACCUGAUGAAGAAAUUGAACCCAGUCCAGAGACACCUCCACCUCCAACAUCUUCAGCCAAAGUAAAUAAAAUUGUAAAGAAUCGACGGACUGUGGCUUCUAUUAAGAAUGACCCUCCUCCAAGAGAUAACAGAGUGGUUGGUUCUGCACGUGCACGGCCUAGUCAGCUUCCUGAGCAGUCUUCCUCUGCACAACAGAAUGGUAGUGUUUCAGAUAUAUCUCCAGUUCAAGCUGCAAAAAAGGAAUUUGGACCCCCUUCACGUAGAAAAUCUAAUUGUGUGAAAGAAGUAGAAAAAUUACAAGAAAAACGAGAAAAAAGGAGACUACAGCAGCAAGAACUUAGAGAAAAAAGAGCCCAGGAUGUUGAUGCUACAAACCCAAAUUAUGAAAUUAUGUGUAUGAUCAGAGACUUUAGAGGAAGUUUGGAUUAUAGACCGUUAACAACAGCAGAUCCUAUUGAUGAACACAGAAUAUGCGUUUGUGUAAGAAAACGACCACUCAAUAAAAAAGAAACUCAAAUGAAAGAUCUUGAUGUAAUCACAAUCCCUAGUAAAGAUGUUGUGAUGGUACAUGAACCAAAACAAAAAGUAGAUUUAACAAGGUACCUAGAAAACCAAACAUUUCGUUUUGAUUAUGCCUUUGAUGACUCAGCUCCUAAUGAAAUGGUUUACAGGUUUACAGCUAGACCACUAGUGGAAACUAUAUUUGAAAGGGGGAUGGCUACGUGCUUUGCUUAUGGGCAGACUGGAAGUGGAAAAACUCAUACUAUGGGAGGUGACUUUUCAGGAAAGAAUCAAGAUUGUUCUAAAGGAAUUUAUGCAUUAGCAGCUCGGGAUGUCUUUUUAAUGUUAAAGAAGCCAAACUAUAAGAAGUUAGAACUUCAAGUGUAUGCAACCUUUUUUGAAAUUUAUAGUGGAAAGGUGUUUGACUUGCUAAAUAGGAAAACAAAAUUAAGAGUACUAGAAGAUGGAAAACAACAGGUUCAAGUGGUGGGAUUACAGGAACGGGAGGUCAAAUGUGUUGAAGAUGUACUGAAACUCAUUGACAUAGGCAACAGUUGCAGAACAUCCGGUCAAACAUCUGCAAAUGCACAUUCAUCUCGGAGCCAUGCAGUGUUUCAGAUUAUUCUUAGAAGGAAAGGAAAACUACAUGGCAAAUUUUCUCUCAUUGAUUUGGCUGGAAAUGAACGAGGAGCUGAUACUUCCAGUGCAGACAGGCAAACCAGGCUUGAAGGUGCUGAAAUUAAUAAAAGCCUUUUAGCACUCAAGGAGUGCAUCAGAGCCUUAGGUAGAAAUAAACCUCAUACUCCUUUCAGAGCAAGUAAGCUCACUCAGGUGUUAAGAGAUUCAUUCAUAGGUGAAAAUUCUCGUACCUGCAUGAUUGCCACAAUCUCUCCUGGAAUGGCAUCCUGUGAAAAUACUCUUAAUACAUUAAGAUAUGCAAAUAGAGUAAAGGAGUUUGGAAUUAGUCCAUCAGACAUUCCCUUCUCACAGGGUAGUGGCAGUCGCCCUGAUCUCUCUCCUUCUUAUGAGUAUGACGACUUUUCUCCUUCGAUUACCAGGGUGAAAGAAUUGACUGUGGAUCCAACUGCUGCUGGUGAUGUCCGUCCAAUAAUGCACCACCCACCAAAUCAAAUUGAUGACUUAGAGGCACAGUGGGGUGUGGGGAGUUCCCCUCAGAGAGAUGAUCUGAAACUUCUUUGUGAACAAAACGAAGAAGAAGUUUCUCCCCAAUUGUUUACUUUCCAUGAAGCUGUCUCACAAAUGGUAGAAAUGGAAGAACAAGUUGUAGAAGAUCACAGGGCAGUGUUCCAGGAAUCUAUCCGAUGGUUAGAAGAUGAAAAGGCUCUUCUAGAGAUGACUGAAGAAGUAGACUAUGAUGUAGAUUCAUAUGCUACUCAACUUGAAGCUAUUCUUGAGCAAAAAAUAGACAUUUUAACUGAGCUGCGUGAUAAAGUGAAAUCUUUUCGUGCAGCUCUACAAGAAGAAGAACAGGCCAGCAAGCAAAUCAACCCGAAGAGACCCCGUGCCCUUUAAAUCAGCAUUUGCUGCUAAAGGAUCCCCAGAACCCACACUGCUGUAACAUACAAUGGUUCAGCUGUAAGGGCCAUUUGAAAGUUUGAAAUUUUAAGUGUCUGUGGAAAAUGUCUUGUCCCUUCACCUGAAUGACAUUUCAAUUUUGUGAAACACUCCUUUGUCUACAAAAUGCUUCUAGUCCAGGAGGCACAACCAACAUUUGGGAAUAGUGAAGCAUUUUGUUUCAUUUACCCAAACAGUGAUUUACUUUUGGAGAUCCUUGCCAAUUUCAUUUUCUGUAUGAAGUAAGGUUGUGGACUUGAUACAGAGGUGAAUAGUAGGGGGAAGCCACAGCAUUUCCUUUUAACUUGGUUCAAUUUUCGUAGCAAGACUGAGCAGUUUUAAAUCCUUUGCGUGCAUGCAUACCUCAUCAGUGAUUGUACAUACCUUGCCCCCUCCUAGAGGCAGCUGUGCUCACCUCUUUCUGCUUUGUGCCUUGACUAAGGCUUUUGACCCUAAAUUUCUGAAGCACAGCCAAGAUAAAUUACAUUCCUUAAUUGUCAUUGUAAAUUACCUUUAUUGUGUGUACAUUUUUACUGUAUUUGAGACAUUUUUUUGUGUGUGACUAGUUAAUUUUGCAGGAUGUGCCAUAUCAUUGAAUGGAACUAAAGUCUGUGACAGUGGACAUAGCUGCUGGACCAUUCCAUCUUAUAUGUAAAGAAAUCUGGAAUUAUGAUUUUAAAACCAUAUAAUGUGGUUAUAAUUUUCUUAGCAUUUUCUUUGUAAAGAACUAAGAUAUAAACUAGUUGGUGUAUAAUAAAAAGUAACAAAAUUCUGAAAAGAGUUUUAUCUUAGGGUAAUACAUAUAUAUGCAGUGUGUGUUCCAAUGUGGUAUUAACAGGACUAAUAGUGCAAUUUGAUCCUUACCAAUACCAUUACUUAAGUUAAAAGUGUCCAUUAGCACCCCAAAAUGUACCUUCUAAAUGUACUGAUAAAGGAAAUUGGCUUCUGAUGCAUGAAUAUUUACAUGUACACUGAAAGUAGUCCAUAAUAGAACUGUUAGUUUAAGCCAAGUGUAGACAGUACAUAACUCCCAUGAGAAAGAAUUAAGAUGAAAGAGAGUUGACUUUGCCUUAAAAGGCAGAUCGAACCCAAGCCCAUCCAUUACCUAAUGUGUGAUGUUUCAUUCUUACUUGGUGAGAAUCACCAAAGUCUCGCCAAUAAAUUCGAUUAGGGUAUGCUGCUUUUUAAAUGGUGGCACUUAUUUUUACAGAUUGCUACUCCAAGGAAGAAAACUGGCCACUUUUCAUGUAUAUAUUUUGUUAAAAGAUUUAUAUAUCUCUCUAGGAGUUCUCCCUUAGUUCCUAGGAUAGAGUCCAGGAGUAGAUUAAUAACAAAAAAAUCUCCCACGGAUGUCUUGUUUUGAUUUACUCAAAGGAACUACUGCUCAUUCAUUUGAGGCAAAGGGAAGCUAUGAAUAGAGGGUUACAUGAGCCAGAUUCCCUACUUCAUUGUUCAUAGAACCCAGAGGGUAGUUGUGGGAAAUCCUAACACCAUGGUGAAAUGCUCCUCUGUAAACUUGAAAUCUAGAACAAAUGUAGAUUUUCACAAUGUGCUUAUUAAUAAAUAUCUUUGGAAUGAGUUUUAGAGAUAAUUUACUUCAGUACAAUCACCUUUGUUUUGGAAGGGACUCAGGUUUUCUUGCAGUUGUAAGAUAUGUUCUAUUUGUGUUUAUUUCAAAGAGAAGAGGAAGAAUGGAGCGGAUACUAUUGACCUUGCAGAGGCUGCUUAAAAAGGUAGUUUUUGAGGCUAACCAACCUUCAGAGGGCAAUAAAGAGAUGUGAACUUGCUCACUUUAAAGCACAACAGAUUAUUCUUAAUUAAUUAAAUAAGAUGGGUACUAUCUCUGGAAGAUCUCCUUAACGUUCAAAUAUGCUGCCUUAUACUAUUACUGGCUUCAUUCUAAUCAGUAAUCAAGGUCUAUAGAAGAUUAGUGCCAGAAAAGAUUUUGGUGGUAUAAUCCAAACCUUCAGUUUUACAGAUAGGGAAAACUGAAGGCCAGAAAAGGGACUAAAACUUAGUAGUUCACAGGGGAAGAGGAAAUAGAGGGAAAGCUGAAUUAAUUCUUAAAAUUUUCCUUUAAGGCUAGAGAUGGUACAAAUAAGUUUUGCAAAGUAAGUAGUUUUGUGAUAUUAAAAAAAACUCAAGGUAUAUUUAAUAUUUAUGUAGAAGUGGCUUGAUGCAGCUAUUUAAAGAAUUUUUUGGAUCUGGAUUAAGCAUUCUUACUUUCUCAGAUUUCUUGAAAGCUGAUAUUCCUAAUAAUAAGUAAUUAUUUAUAUAGGAGUGUUUUAGUAUAUCACUUUGAAGCCAGAAAAAAAUCUGUUUAGGUAAACAACUUCCUUUCUAGGUUUACUCAGUGUACCUUUGUUAAAAUAAUUUGGAAGUAGUCUUUCUAUUAAGUUAGGCUUUUAAAAAGUCAGUUAUCAAUUAAGAUAUUUUUAUUAAUUUUCUUAUAUAAAUAAAAUAAUCAGGUACUAUAGUUCUUUAUCAAAAGACAUUAACAACACUUAGUAUUAUAUUUAUAAUGAUUUAAACAUAGUAGCUAAUUAAGACUUGUUUAGGGCACCUAUUUAAAUUGUCAACCAGCCAUUUUAAAAACAGCUUAAAACUAAGCAUUAGUAUAUGAAAAAGAUGCUGGAACUUUUAGUUUUCCAGAAGUCACAUGAAUACCAAGAGCUUCUAGAUAUGAGAAAAUGGCUGGUUGUGAUGUUUGUUUGUUUGAAGUAAGUUGAAGGGCAGAAUUUGAACUUGAAAGCCAGUUUUGAUUUAUAAAACUCUUUGAAAUUUUGUUAAACCUGUGGCUUUCCCCAAGAAAAAACAUACUGUCUUAUAGUUCAUUUUAUUCUAGUUCAGCUUCAUUAUUUCACAGCUGAGGAACCAGGCCCCGAAGUCACAUGCCUGGGACCACCGCAUGGUGGCGGUAGCGGACUCACAUUUACCUAGAACCUGAUGGAGCCUAUGAAUGCUACAGGACAGCUUGAAGGCAUAGGCAGUAAGUGAAAGAAGCUGCAUAAGAUAAAGAAGGAAUGAGAGAAGCAAAAUAAGAAACAGUUGUUUUAUUAUGCAGAUUAAUAAAAAGAAAUACUAUGGGAAAUAUGUGACUGAGUUAAGCAUAUUUUAGUUUUUUUUUUAUUAUUUGAGGGACAAAGACCAAGAGAGGUCCUCAUAGUAAUAUAUAACAUAGAAAAUAGAACAGUAAUAUCUUUAUACACUAAUCUGUUAGAAAUGGUAAGUUUUAAGUGUAAAGUUGUGCGUGCCUGCGGCUCUUGAAAUUAUCAUGCAAAGAUUGGACCCUGCCCUACUUUAGAUACUAAAAACACCACAACCAAAAAAAACUUGGGUACUUAGAAUUGACUGCCACUACCACAAAAAUUCAGAGUAAUAAAUGGUGACAGUAGUAAGAAGUCAAAAAUAGUCAAGCACCUAUGUUCCAGUGAAGAAAGGCAUGAUUCAUAUUUUCAAAUCGUUAAAAAUAUGUAAUUCCAGUUGAUUUUUCUUGAGUUUGGAAAAUUCUGUUUUCCAGAUUCCUAAGAAAAAUGUAUACCUUCUGCAUUGAAUCCAUGUAGCAAUCUGAAAAAAAAAAACCAAAAUGAAAUGGUAUUGAAAAAGUAAUUUAUUGCAUAUAACAAUACACAGUUCCUAUACCACGAAUUCUAAAACAAACACAUCAGCAAACCUCUGAAGCCCACCUCUUCCUAACACUAGCCAUUACAGAAACUUUUCUCUUCAAUUAAAUCUGCAAGGUAUAUAUUAGUUAAAAUCACAUCAUUCUUUGGCCUAUUUUGUCACAGCUUAUGUGUCUUAAGUUAUGGUAACGCUGACCAAAUUAUCUUAGAUCUCCACUAUCCAGACAUAAGACCUCAGUGGCCCUUGUUCCAUUUCAACAUGGUAAGAGAACAAGAGAUAAUCUUACAUGUUCACUUUUCCUCUCUGGGCUCACUUACUGAGGUUCCAGUUAAGUACUUAACACAUUGCUUUUCUCUUGAUACCUUUGUACUUACCGGAUCCCAGUUAGCAAACCGCAUAUGCUUAAUAACCUUGAAGAAAUUUAGUGGGAAUUAAAAUAAGAUGAACUAUUUCUGUUUAGAACUAAGAUGAUUUUCAGGAUGGCCCAUAGGAAGAGUUGAAGGUGGAUAUUAGAAUGUUUGAAAAAGGAAGAUCGGUACUUAAGAGUAAUGUUCAACUCCUAGGAUUAACCUCUGAUGAAGACUCAGUAGUACUACCUGCCAACAUAAAAUAUAAACCCCAUCUGUCUCAUAUGAAACUAUGCUGCCAGCUUAGAAAAGUCAAGUCAGUUACUUUUAUUAAAACAAUCUACCCUCAUUUUUAAUUCAGCUCCUUGAACAUAGCAUAGACAUUCUAAACAUGAAUUGGCUAACCAGGCAAAAGCUGUUAAGUGAUGAUUUAUUAGGAAAUCGAAGUGUUAAUGCUUAAAAACAGUGAGCAUAGGUAACUGAAGGCUUAAUCUGCUUUCAUAAGACUAACUUAAUUCAAGGAAAAUACAUUUUGGUCUGGACUACCCAUUAAUUAUGACACCCUUCUUUUAUUUUAGGUAUGUAGAACUUGCCUCAGUCUACAAAACAAGUAACUAUAUUACUAAACCAGUUAGAACUGAAAACCAGGUAUGAUUAUAAUUGACAUUAUUUCAUGUGUAGGAUCUGUUUAACAAUAGCUCUUCCCAGUACAGAAAAAAAAAUGAGAUCCAAUUACAUGCAUUAUGCUUCUUCUACCUUAACAAGCUACUUUGAAGACACACACUAUUAAGACUAACUAUGAAUGGGAGUUUGGGGAGGAGGCUGAAGGGGAGGAGCACAUAUACCACAACACACAUUGACACAGAGGCUAUCUCCAGGCUCGGACUGUUCUUUAUUACUGUUCUUAAAUGUUCAUUCUGCUGCAGCUAACUAGCCUCCAUCUUCUACACCAAAUACUAUUCCAUGCCAUGGAAGUGCUAUGCAAUAACUCCAGGUAGCACCUUAUACCGCUUAAAAGCCUUUAAAUCUCUAAUCUGAAGGUGUCACAAUAAAGAAAUGUAAACACUUAGGAGAAAAGGAAAAUGUUAUUACCUGAUAAAGUCAUCUAUGUCCAUGGAACGGGCCCGCUUGUCACUAAAACCUGUGCUGGUUAGGAUUUGCUGUAUUUUAUCUGCUAUGCUGAAAUCUUCUGGUAUUAUCUAUCAAUAUAAGAUUCAGAAUAAAUGAACAACAGAUCUUUAAUGAA